Messenger RNA from Penicillium argentinense, 819 nucleotides. RefSeq names its product mitochondrial carrier. The record is from RefSeq and is a predicted model, not a curated record. Gene Ontology annotation, biological process: mitochondrial citrate transmembrane transport. Lineage: Eukaryota; Fungi; Ascomycota; Eurotiomycetes; Eurotiales; Aspergillaceae. Bases 1 to 819 code for a protein of 272 amino acids. The transcript is spliced from 2 exons.
AUGUCUUCUCGGAAGCAAGUAACGCCGCUGCAAUCUAUCCUGGCUGGGGGAGCUGCCGGGGGCUUUGAAAGUUUGAUCACGUACCCUACCGAGUAUCUGAAGACCCGUCAACAACUGCUUCAGCCCGGAGCUACGGAGACACAGUCACUUGUACGCUUGUUGACAUCCACUAUCCGGCAACAUGGAAUCAGUGCCCUCUAUACCGGCAGCGGAGUAUUCUGCUCCUCGAAUGCCUCCAAGUCAGCAAUUCGAUUCUUCACAUUCGACCUAGCUCGAGGUUCCAUGCCGGCUGAUACAGCGGGCAAGGUGACACCCAUCGGAAACAUGUGUGCUGGUUUGCUCGCAGGCGUGGCAGAGGCCGUUAUCGUAGUGACACCGGGAGAAACUAUCAAAACCAAGAUGAUUGACGACCGAGCUGGUCCGAGGCUGUAUCGAUCAACUAACCAUGGAAUCAUUUCCAUUCUCGCGAAGAAUGGAUGGUCGGGACUAUACCGCGGCGUUAUUCCAGUGACAUUGAAACAAUCGGCCAAUGCGAUGGUACGAUUCACGAGUUACAACAUAUUUUUGAACCAGAUGGAGGUCUUUUCGGUCCCCAAUUCGGCCGGUACAGUCCUUGCAGGUGCCAUGGCAGGCGUCGUUACGGUUUAUGCCACCAUGCCGUUCGAUUCCAUCAAGACACGACUACAGGCAAUCGAUGGCAGUACACGAUAUCGAGGCUCACUAGACUGCCUUCGUUCUGUGGUUACCCAAGAGGGGACUUCUGCCCUGUGGCGAGGAACUACGCCACGGCUAGUUCGGCUCAGUGUGAGUAAUACUUAG